Messenger RNA from Colletotrichum graminicola M1.001, 567 nucleotides. RefSeq lists its product as uncharacterized. Lineage: Eukaryota; Fungi; Ascomycota; Sordariomycetes; Glomerellales; Glomerellaceae. The transcript has a single exon. The record is from RefSeq and is a predicted model, not a curated record. Bases 1 to 567 code for a protein of 188 amino acids.
AUGGUUCAUAUCCUUCCGCAUCCCGCACCGGAUCGCCCGGAGACGAUCCGGCAACCGGAGGAGGCUCAGCUGACUCCCAUGCCGAUGGACCUGACGUGCGACUUCUUCGCUACCUUCAAAUCGACCUCGCCGCAUCGACUGCCUUUCUGCACUCCUUUGGAGCUGGUUGCCUUGUUCGAUGGCCUUGUCGGCCACAACCCGUCACCCGUGGCCACUCAACCGCAGGUCAAGGCUACUACUUUCUCGACGGUCCUGGCUGUCGGCACGCUGGCCACCCGCCACACAGACAUGGCUGCGACGUUGUACUUCCGCGCCAUGCGGGUUGCUGUCAUCCUCGAAAAGACCAUCGCUUUGCAGAUGAUCUGGGUCGCUACUGUCAUGGCUGACAAUCAGAUCAACCUCGGACGGCCCAGCUGCGUACCAGCCCAUCGGGACUACGUGUCGAAGGACUUUCCAUGGGACUACACAAGGAGUCCUGAAAGACUCACUUGGGCGCGACUAUGCUGCAAAAUCACCGCACAACCCUUUGGCUUCUCUACUGUUACGAGACGUGAGUCGGCCACCUAA